Closterium sp. NIES-65 is the source of this 2073-nucleotide messenger RNA. NCBI's taxonomy places the organism in Eukaryota, Viridiplantae, Streptophyta, Zygnematophyceae, Desmidiales, Closteriaceae. The record is from the annotation of a GenBank genome assembly.
AUGCGGCCCCGUCACCACCCUCCAGCGGCCCCGUCGCCGCCCUUCCGCGGCCCCGUCGCCGCCCUUUCAGCGGCCCCGUCGCCGCCCUUCAGCGGCCCCGCCGAGUCGCCUUUGCUGCCGAGCUGCCGAGCCGCUGCGCCGCCGAGCCACCGAGCCGCUGAGCCGCCGAGCCGCCUGUGCUGCCGAGCCGCCGAGCCGCCUUUGCCGCCUAGCCGCGUUUUGCCGCCGAGCCGCAACGCAGCCGAGGCGCCGCGGCCUAUCGGCCUGCCCGGGUCCGCCUCACUUACCUGUGUUCUCACCUUUGACGCUGAGGGUCGGGCAGUUGACUUUGAGGUUUGGGUAGAUGAUCUGCAGCUUCUCCUACAGUGCGAUAGGGUAGACGGUCUCUCCCUGUUUGACCUCACUUUUGGUGCCUCUCCUGCCCCUGCUGCUGAUGCUGACGCCACUGUUCGCUCACAGUGGGCCACGCGCGAUGCUGCUGCUCGCCUUGCUGUGCGCCGCCACUUACCGACCACUGAGCGUGCACACUUUAGCCAGUACAAGAGUGCUCUGACCUUGUACGACGCUGCAUUUGCACGCUACUCUUCCCCUGCCACUGCUGGUCUGAGCUGCCUCAUGCUACCGUACCUCUUCCCCGACCUUGCUGCCUUUCCCACAGUCGCUGACCUCAUUACGCACCUCCGCACUAGUGACACUCGCUACCGCGCUGCGCUUCCUGCUGAGUUCUGCGCCAAGAACCCCCCCCCCCCCAUGUACAUCACCCUCUACUACAUAGUCACCCGGCUCCCUGACUCUCUCCGCGUAGUCAGGGACCACUUCCUCUCAGUUUGCCCCACCACUCUCACCGUUGACCUCCUUGAGAAGGCCCUCCUAGCAGCAGAGAAGAGUAUAGUCGCUGUAGGAGCCUCUCGUGGUGACCAUCGCACCCCCGUCUUUGAGGGGUGUUCUCCCUCUCCCCUCUUGCCCUCUGUUGCCUAUGCUGCUGCGGCCGACCUCGUUGGUUUCGAGUCGGUCGGCGCUGCAUCUGCCCCGAGCGGGAGACGCCGCACCGGCAAGGGCAAGGGGGGCAAGGGCGCUGGAGGGGCUGGCGGGGGCGGUGGAGGUGGUGGUGGAGGCAGUGGAGGGAGUGGGGGUGGUGGUGGGAGUGGUGCCGGGGGUGGCGGCGGCGGCGGCAGCAGUGGAGGCGGCGGAGGCGGCGGUGGUGGCGCAGGGAGCGGAGGCGGCGGAGGUGGCGGAGGAGGCGGAGGUGGAGGAGGCGGCGGAGGCGGUGGCGGCGGCGGCGGCGGUGGAGCGGGUCGCCACUCUGCGCAGAGGAGUGGCUCAGGUGAUGGUCCGCGCCAGCAGCAGCGGAGUGGUGUGACCCUGUCCCCCCAGCAGCUUCGUGAGUGGGCGGGGGUUGCCGUCUUUGAUCUUGACUAUGAUGCUAUUCUUGCUGCCAUGUAUUCUGUGACUACUAGUGUUGAGGGUGACUGUGACCUGUGUGUACCGCCUGACCCGGGCAUUGAGGCCACUGCUCUAGGUGCUGGUGAGGCUGCUGCUCUAGGUGCUAGUGUGUCUGCUGCCCCAGGUGCCAGUGCGUCUGCUGCCCCAGGUGCCAGUGCGUCUACUGCCCCAGGUGCUGGUGAGUCUGCUCUCCCAGGUACUACGUCGGCUCAGGCCUUCCACACCUUCACCCUUGACUCGGCUGCGUCCCGCUCCUUCUUUCGAGACCGCACCACUCUUACGCCGCUCAGUCGGCCGGUUGCAGUCUCCCUGGCAGACCCCUCUGGGGGUCCUAUCCUUGCUAGCUUCUCCACUGUCUUACCGUGCCCGGCAGCCCCCUCUGGCACCUCGUCAGGUCUCUACCUCCCCUCGUUCUCUACGAACUUGGUGAGUGGAGCGGACCUACAGGAUAGGGGGGUUGACCAGUUCACUCUUGCAAGUCAGCUAGUGACCCACCGCACGUGUACUCGGACAGGCCGACACUUGGCCACGUUCACCCGUCGGCCAGGGUCGAGCCUGUACACCCUUACUACUGAGUCUCCUCCGGUUGCUGAGUCUGCCCAGGUAGCUGCGUCGAGUCAGGUCAAAUAG